UAACGGGAUUGUUGCUGGAAGCAAGGCAGUUUUCUCUCUUGCUGUGAAAAAAAGGAUAUGUAUUUAUAUAAAUAUAUGUACUCUACUCUUUAUCACACAGGCUGUUUUGCAUCACGGAUCCACUGCUUAAUGCAAACGGAGAGAUAAAAGGAAUACAUUAGACUUUGUAUGCAAGGAAAUUCAUUCAUAACGGUAAAGAUGAACAUCAUAUACAACUAUGGAAGAUAAUACAAUUAUCAUGAAUAGAAAUUAAUCUCCAAUACAAAUCUUUGCAUAUUUCACUUGCCUAUGAUUUUGACCUUCAAAUAUUCAGCUUGCAUGAAAACUUUAGACAAGGAAAUUGAAAGGUUGUUUCCUUUCAGUCAAGGACAACAAACGUUUUGGACUCCAAUCAAUGAACAGAGACUCUUUUUUUGCUGAGUAACAAAUAACUGUUUGAUAUUAAAGUUAGCAGCAGUAAACUGCGAACUCUUUAAGGACCUAUUAUUUUCUGGAGGGAAUCAGUACAAGAUGAAGGAAAUAUCCAUUCAUAUUUAUUUUUUAGCUGGGCUUGCAAUGACUACUUUUGUAAGUACCACAGAAAAGAAAGUGGAUUGCCCCCAGUCAUGUGUAUGUGAAAUCAGACCAUGGUUCAGUCCAAACUCUAUUUAUAUGGAAGCUCCUACGGUCGACUGUAAUGAUUUAGGACUUCUUGCUUUACCUGAGAGAUUACCUGCUGACACACAGGUCAUUUUGCUACAGACUAACAAUAUUGCCAAGAUUGAGAAUCCUUUGGACUAUCUGGUCAAUGUAACUGAGAUAGAUUUAUCUCAAAACAAUUUAUCCUCAAUGAGUGAUAUCAAUCUCGGACAGCUGCUUCAACUUUUGUCUCUGCACAUGGAGGAAAACAAGCUUCACAAACUGCCUGACAACUGUCUACAUAAACUAACAAAUCUUCAAGAACUCUACAUGAAUCACAACCUGAUCUCUAUUAUCACACCAGGAGCCUUCACAGGGCUACACAAUCUGCUCAGGCUCCAUCUUAAUUCAAACAGGUUGCAGAUGAUCAGCAGCAAGUGGUUUGAGGCAAUUCCAAGACUAGAGAUUCUGAUGAUUGGUGAAAAUCCAAUCAUCAAAAUCCAAGAUAUGAACUUUAAGCCGCUUAUCAAUCUCCGCAGCCUAGUUUUAGCAAGAAUGAAUCUAACUGAAUUACCUGAUAACGCUUUAGGUGGCCUUGAUAAUUUGGAGAGCAUCUCGUUUUAUGACAACACAUUCACAAAAGUGCCCCAUGCUGCUUUGCAGCAGGUCCAGAGCCUAAAGUUUUUGGAUCUCAACAAGAACCCUAUUCAGAGAAUACAAAGAGGGGAUUUCAUGGAUAUGUUACAUUUAAAGGAGCUGGGAAUAAAUAACAUGCCUGAACUGGUGUCAAUUGACAGCUUUGCCCUAAAUAAUUUGCCAGAACUAACAAAAAUUGAAGCAACCAACAACCCCAAGUUAUCAUAUAUCCAUCCAAAUGCUUUCUACAAACUGCCCAGACUAGAAACACUUAUGCUUAACAGCAAUGCUCUGAGUGCCCUGUAUCGGAUUACAGUAGAAUCGCUGCCUAACCUUAGAGAAGUCAGUAUGCACAGUAAUCCCAUCAGAUGUGACUGUGUCAUCCGCUGGAUAAACAUGAAUAAAACUAAUAUUCGAUUUAUGGAGCCUGAUUCAUUGUUUUGUGUUGAACCACCUGAAUAUGAAGGCCAACAUGUAAGGCAAGUGCACUUCAGAGAAAUGAUGGAAAUAUGUCUCCCACUAAUUUCACCAGAGAGUUUUCCUUCACAUAUAAACACAAAAAAUGGGAGUUCUGUUUCAUUACAUUGCCGUGCAUUUGCAGAACCAGAGCCAGACAUCUACUGGAUCACACCGUCUGGCAAUAAAAUUAUACCUAAUACAGUUUCUGAUAAGUACAAUAUGCAUCCCGAAGGAACAAUUGAUAUCUAUGACAUCACCGAACAUGAAGCUGGAUUGUAUACAUGUGUUGCUCACAAUCUUGUUGGGGCUGACCUAAAAACUGUUUUGGUAGAGGUCAACGGAUUCUUUCCACAGCCUGCUAAUAGCUCUUUGAAUAUAAAAAUAAAAUCUGUACAUCCAAAUUCUGUUUUGGUGUCUUGGAAGGCAUCCCAUAACAGUUUAGCUCCAAAUAUCAAAUGGUCUACUACAACAAAAGCAAACAAUCCCACAGCUGCAUUUACUGCUAGAGUUCCAUCUGAUGUUAAAGUGUACAACCUAACGCACCUGAAUCCCUCAACAGAGUAUGAAGUAUGUGUGAAUAUUCCCAGUAUCCACCAGAAAAACAACAAGAAAUGUGUCAAUGUAACAACAAAAGAAUUAGAACUUGCAGUACAAAUGAGCAAAAAGUGGAACACAACCCUGAUUUCUCUCUUCGGUAUACUUCUGGGUGUGAUAUUUGUGACCUGCUUUCUGAUUUCUGCAUUUCUAAAAAGCAACUUCAUUUUAGGAAACUUAAGAAAUUCCAAUUCAAAGGCUUCACCAGUGGCUAUAGAUGAAUUAUAUUCUCCACUUACGACCCUCUGGGUUUCUGGAAAAGGGACGCCUGCAGCUGUGGAAGUAAAAGCCACAGUAAUAGAUGUAUCAAACAAUUUCUUAUAAAACAUAACUUCAAGACAUUUUUAUUUUAUACAAAAUUGACAAAGCGAGGGGGAAAAGCACAAGACUUUAUUGAUCGUGCUUAAUAUGCCUUGACGCCAACUUCCUGGAACGUUUUAAUACAAAUGCAGAGGGUCCACACACAUAGUGAAUGGAGAUCUCAUUUGUUAAUUAUUUUGCUGUUCCUAUUAAGUGGCAUAAAAAGAAAAUGUACCAGCAAGUGUUAUUUGCAGUUACUAUUUCAAAAUGUGGUAUUCCUGGGUACAGGCUAACAUAGCGGAAAUGGAAUAAGGAAAAAGAAGAAAGAUACGUCUCUGUUAUUGACUGUUAUAUAUGUAAAGAGUAGUGGAACUAUCCUUGUGGUCCCAAGCAAUACCUUCGUGCUGUAUUACAUACAUAGGCAAGCUAGAAUGCCACCUGUGGUGUUUAUAAUGGAGAAAAUACAGUAGAAUAGAUGAUAACAGUGACUAUGAUGUGAUAUACUUUUUAUGACAAAAUAUACAUUUUUGAUUUAAAUAAAAAUGGGUAUUGUCUUUUAUUAAAAUCUUUAUCUUACACAGUUUUAUGGAGAUUUAUUACAUCAAUGUGAGUAAACUUAUAAUCAUGAAGAUGCAACUGUCAAAUAGAAAAUCCUGUUUGAAAGAUACUAUACAGUAUGUUACUGAGGUGCCUAUACAGUAUAUAUUUGUAUUUUGAUAAAAUGGACACAACCCUUGUUCCAGUCAUAUUUUUAAAACC
Lepisosteus oculatus (spotted gar) is the source of this 3366-nucleotide messenger RNA. Its product is annotated as leucine-rich repeat neuronal protein 3. The record is from RefSeq and is a predicted model, not a curated record. Gene Ontology annotation, cellular component: extracellular matrix. NCBI's taxonomy places the organism in Eukaryota, Metazoa, Chordata, Actinopteri, Semionotiformes, Lepisosteidae. Gene Ontology annotation, molecular function: protein binding.